CAUGAUAGGAAUCGUUGAGUCGCCCUUAAGAGGUCGAUGGGCCCUCUUUGGAAAUUUGUAUGUAUAGAACCGGGAAAAAGGACCACAGUUACCUACUCGUUCCGCAUAUUGUAAGAGGGCCUUCUACCAAUUUUUAUGAAGUUUGAUGUGUUGAUUUUUUUUUUAAUUAUUCCCAUUAAUUAGCAGGAUCUCUCUCCCCAUUAUAUGUAUAAAUAGUAUGGCUUUUUCGGGGAGCCUUCGGUCCUUUUUGAAUAUAGGUAUAAAAUAUUAAAUGUUUAAAAAUGAAAAAUUUAAAUCAAACAGAAUACGCGCUUGCUAGAGUAAAUGAAGAAAAUAAUGUAGAAAGUACUGUUCCCCCCUCCCUCCCCUUUCCCAAUCCCCAACUUCCUCCCCCAUCCAUGGAGGAACACUCGUGACGAUUAGUAGGCGAUAUGGCAACACCGCAUGACGGGCUGCGCGGUAAACAAAUAACUUAACCUCAAACUGACGGUGAUGGUGUCAUUGCGCUAGCCGAUUCAUUAAUUUUACAUAAUUUUUUCUAUAUUUUGGAUCAAAACUCUGUCAAGCCUUAAAUUCAAUCUUAGUUUUUUACUUUUUUGCGCGUACUUGUUUGUCUCACUAUGCAGAACAGUUGUCAUUGGAAGGUUGGCUCAUUUUGUGUUGAAUAGUUACGACAAUGCUUAUUUUUGCAUUGGGAUUUCUAGUACAUGUCAUCUUUUUACUGUCUAUAUUUGAUGCCUAUUUUAAAUCUCCUCUUCUCAAUGACUUGCCUGUCAUUGAGAACUCGAUUGGCGCUCCAGCUAAACGUAUCGUCCUGAUCAGCUCUGAUGGCCUCAGAGCCUCUUCUGCCUUUGGACAUGAUGUAAACUCAACUCCGAACGCACCAUAUUUAAGAUCGGUCAUCCAGACGGAAGCAUCUUGGGGAGUAUGUCAUACCAGGGUGCCGACAGAGUCCCGUCCCGGACACAUUGCCAUGAUAGCUGGGUUUUACGAGGAUCCAUCCGCAAUCUUCAAGGGAUGGACGGACAAUAUAUUUGAAUUUGACUCCCUCUUUAAUCGGAGUGCCCUGACUCUAGGUUGGGGUAGUCCAGAUAUUGUACCAAUGUUUAACAAAGGAAACCUUUCCAAGCAAAUGAUAAUGAAGAGUUAUCCAUACGAAAUGCAGGAGCUUUUUGGAAGUGGAGAAAGCAUACUUGCCCUAAACUCUUGGGUUUUCAACGAAGUGAAUGAGACCCUAAAUAUCGCAGAAUUCAACAGCUCUGGGAAACAGUUGAGAGAAAGUCUCAAUCAAAGUAAAGUCUUCCUAUUUUUACAUCUGUUAGCCACAGAUACCUCUGGGCACUCAGAUAAACCACAAUCACAAGAGUUUUUCAAUGUGCUGAAAGAAACAGAUGCAAACAUUGAACUAAUCAUUGAAAGAUUAGAGAAAUUUUACAAUCAUGAUGGAAAAACAGUUUACGUGUUUACUUCGGAUCAUGGCAUGACUGAUUGGGGAACUCAUGGUGAUGGAUCAAAUAUUGAGACGGAGACCCCUUUUGUCAUCUGGGGCCCAGGUGUGAAAAAGCCAAAGCUUGUCAAUGAAACAGAUAAGAAUGAUCUUUGGAGACUAUCUCAUUUAAUUCGUCGUGAUCUGCGGCAAGCGGAUGUUGUUCCCCUUUUGGCCACUUUGCUUGGCAUUUCAAUUCCAGUUCACUCAGUUGGUGUGCUUCCAAUGGAUUUUUUGGAUGUCUCUGAUGGAGAAAAAGCCAAGAUGCUGGAAUUAAACAUGAAACAAAUCAAUCAGCAGUUCUUGAAAAGCCGUGACUCAGUCAAACUAUCAUCUACAUCAUUCUUUUACAUACCGUUCAAGGAUCUGACUGAUGAGCUAGAUGCAGAGAUGAAGAACGCUAUCAAAAACCACAUCAUCAACCAUCAAUAUCAUGAGGCAAUUUCUCUGAGUCAGAAAUUGAUACAUCUCAAUUUAGCCGCCAUCAAUUACUACCAAAAUUACUACCAGUAUUUACUCUUGGGUUGCAUAUCCGUAUCAUAUUUUGGUUGGAUUUUUGUCUUGCUAACGGUUCUUUGCAAGAAUCUACAGCUGAAGCCAGGUGGACCAAAAUCAGCCAAACUCUCCUUUCUCACAAUGCUGUCAAGGCUCUCACCAUAUGCCUUUACCGUGUGGUUUGUGAUAACCAUCAGCUUUAUUAUAGUGCAAAGCUUACCCAUUCAGUUUUAUAUUUACGGUCUCCUACCUGUAUUCCUGUGGUGGUUUGCAUUCAAACACAAUGCAUUGAAUGUUUUUGAGGGAUUUGCACAAACUUGUUAUGAAUGUUGGUAUCUACCAAUUGCUUAUGCCGUUGGAGUGGAGUUUUUCGUGCUAACUUUUUUCCAGCGAUGGGCAAUCAGCGCAGUCACGCUAGCUUUAGUGUUUUGGCCAUGGUUUCAUCUCCCAACUCUAAGGCGGCAAAAAUGUCAGUUUCUUGUUUACAUGUGGACUUGCUCGACUCUGGGAAUAGCUAUUUUUCCGUUUUUACCAGUCACCGGUUUCGAAGCUAAUAUAUUUUUUGUGGUAAUAUCUGGGUUGUUAUCUAUUGUUUUCAACGUUAGUAUACUCUUACUGCCAGUGCUGAACCACUGUUUCAUUUUGAAACCCGAAGAAGGUAGUAGUGGCUGCUAUCUUUCAUUGGGCACCAUCCGGCACAUUUGGGCACUUCUGGCAUCAUUCUUAGUUUGUGUAGCGAUGUAUUUCAAUCUGUCAGUGAAGUAUUGUCAGAUUGUAUCCUGGAUCCUGUUAGGAAACGCCAUUAUUAUUCCUGUCAACAUGAUGAAAGGAGAUGUGUCCCUCCGUUUGGUUGGGUUGUUCCUUUCAAUGACCUCCCCCAUGUUACUUCUGUCGAUAGGACAUGAGUCGCUCUUUUAUUUUCUAUUUUCGGCUCAUCUGCUUAUUUGGUUCGCACUUGAAUAUCAGCUUACGUUCUUAUUAAUGUCAUUUUUUGGUGCUGGAAAUAUAGCAUCCGUCAGCUCAUUUGACUUGCUAACUGUUCAACGUUUCAUUUCUGUGUUCUCUCCAUUCACAAUGAUGAGUCUAAUCCUUCUGAAAUUAUUGAUUCCCUUUCUUCUGGUUGUUGCAACGGUAUUUUGCUUGUACAUCAAAAUCCAUGAUUCAAUCAACGAGCUACUCCUGGUGGUUUUCAUCUUUUGCGAUUUGCUUGGGCUCCAUUUCUUAUUCUUGGUGAAAAAUGUUGGAAGCUGGAAAGAAAUUGGAACCUCCCUUUCGCAUUAUGUCAUCGUAGAAUCUAUUAUUUUAUUUAUUUCACUUCUCUUGGGUGUAGCUCACUUUUACUUGAAGGAAUUGAGCAGUAACGAUAUUCUUACCUCAGUUGGUGCUAGGUACCUCUCAGGAAAGACUUAUAGAUCCAAUAAGAAAAACUAUUGAUAACUCGUCAUACUUUCACAGAAAACUGUCUCUGUUUUUACUCUCAGGGAAGAUUCAUACUGUAAAAUCAGGGAUUUCACUACCAAGUACGUCUCAGAUUUUUUUUCUUACCUUCAAGCUUUUUCUUUUCAUAAUUUGAAAAUCUGAUAGUGGCCUCUCAGCUGCGCCUAUCGAACUAAAUUUUAUUCACGAUCAAACUCUUGAGAUUGUUCACAGAUUAAUAAGGUUAUCUCAAGCUAUGUUCUACUUAAAAGUUUUAAGCUUUCUUGCGUGUCUACUUAAAGCAAUAGCUUAACCUAAGCACAAACAUGAAGACACUUAGUUUCCCUAAUAUUCUUCAUAAUUAGGAGGGUCGUCCAGAAAGUAAGUUUACCUAUUCAAUAUCUCCUAAACUAAGAUAGACAUAGAAAAUCUGCAAAAAGUUUUGAAAAGCCACUACUCUCAGCUUUCUAAUGCGCUAUAGAUUUCUAAAUUUGGUUCUAUAAAUCUCUAGUAAAGUGGAUUUUUCUGAACCCACCCUCUCUCCAUGCGGGUCCAAAAUUUCACAGAGCGCCAUCAGCACGUGAGUUGCUGUAAGUGCUGUAUCUGUUGCUUAUCACAGAAAAGUGGUUUAGAGAUGGCUGAAAAUCAUGUAAAACAUGAGGAAGAAACAUUAAGCAGCUAGGAAUUUGCAGGAGUGACCGUGUUUACUUUAAAAUCAGUUGUAUUUGAACAAAAGUUGACCAACUUGUCAGCAUUAACUGUCACUUUCUGACUGAAUUUUGUUCAUGGGCCUUCAUAUUACUCCGCCCGCUCCCAAAAAAAAUUUGUCAAAGAUGUAUCAUUUUGAUAAAUAUGUAGCGUUUACAAUAUCUUUACUGUAAAAUGUCCUGAAUUGGAGCAGCCUUUGCCACCUUUUUUUGUUAAAAAUCGAAUUAUAGAGCGCAAUUCACAUGCCAAAACCAAAUUCAGCAGCACAACUUCAUGAAACUACCAAUUGUAGCCUAACCUUUUCACGCACUGCAGUCCAGACCUACUAAUUAUCGAAUGAACCUGCGAUUUUCUGAUAAAAAAAUGUGCCUCCCCAUAUUUUACAUGAAAUUCAACCAUCUCUAAGCCCUUUUUCUUGCGAUAAGUAAUAGACACAGCAGCUUAUUUGAUUAAGGUGCUUUGUGAAAUUUCGGACCCGCGAGAGGAGAUGGGUUUAGAAAAAUCCUCAUUUCUAGAGCUCUAUUAGACCAAAUUUAAAAAUCUAUAGUGCAAUAAAAAACUGAGAGUAGUGGCUUUUCAACGCUUUUUACACAUUUUCUCCGUCCAUCUUAGAUCAGGAGACAUUGAAUAGGUAAACUUAUUUUCUGGAUGACCCUGUAUUACGCCAACUGAUGUUGAAAUCUUAUCAUACUUAAUUGCCAAAUUUUUUUUAAGUUUGAAUUUAGUACAAAUCUAUACUUUUAACUAUGAGUUUAGUUACAGAAGAAUUGUAUUUAUUCAGUCAAUUAUUUAUGUCUAGUUCAAAUUAAAAACUCAUCAUGGGUAUAAUUAUAGAAAAAAAAUUCCAAUCAUAAAUUACAGUGAAAUCUCAUAGAGUCAAAAUACGGUUAAGACAAAAUUCCUCUCAACCUUUAGACACCGCCAACAGGCGUAAGGUAACUAAAGUAUGAUUAAGACAAAUUCGUGACUUUUGUCGCGGAGAAAAAGUUGCUUGAAUUGAAGACAUUUUUUUUAGAAAACUCCACAAAUUCGAUUUUAUAUGUGAAAAAUCAAGAGAAGGGAGCAAUUUGAAACCCCCUGGACAAUUUGACCAGCGAGAUUUUACUGUAUUUAUUUUUUUGAAAUUUCAUCUCUUUAAGCCGCUCUCAGGAUUCAUCACAGCGCUACAGUAGUUUACCCAUCCAUCAGUAUUUAAUUUUAUCCAUCAUUUUUGAAAUAUCUCUCCAUCUCAACCUAACAGAAGCCAAUUCUGUUCCACUGUUUCUUUUUUUAGAUUCCCUCCUACCUGAUAAUGUGAGGAGUUUAAAUGCGGGUUUCUAAUUUUAUUUGCUAAGAAGGUCCUGUACGUGCUGUAAGCAUGUUUAGUAUGUCCUUAUGUGUUUUCGGUAUUUGUUCCUAAUACAGUCAAGAAAAAUUCCAUUACCACAACCAGA
Molecule: messenger RNA, 5538 nt
Organism: Bemisia tabaci
Lineage: Eukaryota; Metazoa; Arthropoda; Insecta; Hemiptera; Aleyrodidae
Source: RefSeq, a predicted model, not a curated record